This is a messenger RNA of Limulus polyphemus (Atlantic horseshoe crab), 6511 nucleotides long. Its product is annotated as B-box type zinc finger protein ncl-1-like. The transcript has 3 exons. The record is from RefSeq and is a predicted model, not a curated record. Lineage: Eukaryota; Metazoa; Arthropoda; Merostomata; Xiphosura; Limulidae. The coding region runs from base 342 to 2636 and encodes 764 amino acids. Gene Ontology annotation, molecular function: mRNA 3'-UTR binding; protein binding; translation repressor activity. Gene Ontology annotation, biological process: negative regulation of translation.
UAGAGAAGAAAGCGCGUUCCUUUAUUUAUAGCAUAGUCAGAGUUCGAAUUAAAAUAAUUUAUUAGUCGUAAUUAUCUUAUUUUAUUUCUAAUAUAAAUAGUUAAUCGAAGCUAAGUAAUUAUUAUCACUUUUAUGUUUUAAGUGUGUCAUUGUUUCCUAACAAGCAUGUCAGAGUAAAAACAUCAAGGUACAACUACAACUUACAAGUGGCAUGAAAACGGGGCUAACAAAGAACACUAGCGUGGUAAAAUGUUUGAACGGUUUCACGUUUUUUGUGUGAGUCUUAGUUGGACAUGUGAAACUUUUUUUUAAGGGUUGUUGUUCCUUCAAGAAGUCCACCAAUGAGUAUUGGUCAGUCAGAUUCCAGAAUGGCUUCCCCUACUCUUUCUUUGCCAGACUCGACAGCCUUUAGUUCUAUGUCGGUCAGUACUGACCACAGCUUGGAGGAUAGCCCUUCCACAAAGUGUCCUCUUUGUCAAGAAAUGUAUACCAUCCCCAAAGUAUUACCAUGUCUUCACACAUUCUGUCAGCCUUGUCUUGAGAAGAUUCAAGAAUCUCCAGAUAAGAUCAAGUGCCCACAUUGUCAAGAAGAAUGCCUAUUGACAGCUCAAGGUGUGUCUGGUCUUCUCUCAGAUUAUGCCAUUAGCAAUAUUUUGGAGGUAAAUGCUAUGGAAGCAACAUCACUUUCAUGUACUGGCUGCAGAACUAAAGAAAACAAUGCAGUUGCUCGCUGUUUUGAUUGUGCCAACUUCUUGUGCUCAAACUGUGUGAUGGCUCAUCAGUUCAUGCACUGCUUUGAGGGACAUAGGGUUCUCACUUUGGGAGAGUUGCAGAGUAGUAAGGAUGGCACUAAGGCUGAGAAACCUAUCUUUUGCUCCCGACACAGAAAUGAAACUUUGGAGUACUACUGUCGAACAUGUAAUAUUCUCAUUUGCAAGGACUGUGCUAUUGUUGAACAUCCAAAAGGCUUACACAGUUUUGACCACUUGGAUGAAAUUGGGCAUAAGCAGGUUGAGUUUAUGAAUUGUUUGAUUGAAGAUUCCAAGUUGAAGAGCACAGACUUGCAGAAUAAUUUGAAAACAAUAGAGCAUUCUACCAAUAGUAUUCAAGUCCAGUAUGAAAAAGCACAAAAAGAAAUCAAAGACACUUACCAAUUUUACUUCUCAGUUUUAGAAGAAAGGAAGAGGGAGAUUUUGAAAGAACUUGAUGAUGCUUAUAACUCAAAAAUAGUUACUAUAUCAAUGCUUGGUCAGAAAGUUCAAGAGAAUGUUGACAAAAUUAUUGGGAUGUGUGAGUUUGUGGAAAAAAUAAUGAAGUUCUCAAGCAAUGCAGAAAUACUUAUGUUUAAGCAAUUGUUGUCUUCAAAAUUUGAAAAUAUUCUUGGAUUCAAUCCAGUUAUUGGGUUAAAUUCAUUCGAUCUUGAAUUUGUAUCUAAUUAUCAGGCCAUCCAAGUUGGAGUGCGAAAUACAUUUGGUUAUCUUCGGCAAAAUUCAGAACUGCAAACAGAAGUCAAGCCACAACCAAUUGCUAGGCCAAAUUGUUUAAUUAGAUCAGAACGAUCUUAUCAAAAUGGCCAUAUGCUUGAAUCCCACAUAAUUUCUAAACAAUUUGGAUCUGCUAACACUUCUGGUUCUUUUCUGACUAAUCUGGGAGAUCUAAGUUCUUAUGAGAAAUGGUCAAAUGCCCCUAGUGACAUAUUUCAAAAUAGUUCAGAUACUUUCUUGGUUUCAAGUGACCCUCUUUUUGACUUGUCAUCAAAAUUAGUAAGCUCAAACAUCUUUCCUUUAAAGUCUCAAAUAAAGCGUCAGAAGAUGAUUUACCAUUGCAAGUUUGGGGAGUUUGGAGUAAUGGAGGGUCAGUUUACAGAACCAAGUGGUGUAGCUGUGAAUGCUCAGAGUGAUAUCAUAGUAGCCGACACCAAUAACCACAGGAUCCAGAUCUUUGACAAAGAAGGUCGGUUUAAGUUUCAGUUUGGAGAAUGUGGGAAACGAGAUGGGCAGUUGCUGUAUCCCAACAGAGUUGCAGUUGUAAAGGUUUCUGGUGAUAUUAUUGUUACUGAGAGAAGCCCAACACAUCAGAUCCAGAUAUACAACCAGUAUGGACAGUUUGUCCGCAAGUUUGGAGCCAACAUCCUCCAACAUCCAAGAGGUGUGACUGUUGACAAUAAAGGUCGUAUUAUCGUGGUGGAGUGCAAGGUGAUGCGUGUUCUUAUUUUUGAUCUUUUGGGUAAUGUUCAUCACAAAUUUGGAUGUUCCAAGCACUUGGAGUUCCCCAAUGGAGUUGUCGUUAAUGACAAGCAGGAAAUCUUCAUCAGUGAUAACAGAGCUCACUGUGUGAAAGUGUUCAGUUAUGAGGGGUUCUUCUUGUGGCAGAUUGGUGGAGAAGGAAUAACCAACUAUCCCAUUGGUGUGUGCAUCAGUCCUCUUGGAGAAAUUCUAGUGGCUGAUAAUCACAAUAAUUUCAACAUUACCAUUUUUACACAGGAUGGGCAGUUGGUCAGUGCUCUGGAAAGCAAGGUGAAACAUGCCCAGUGUUUUGAUGUGGCUCUUGUGGACGAUGGUUCUGUAGUAUUGGCAAGCAAGGAUUAUCGACUCUAUAUUUAUCGAUACCUCCAGUCACAAGGAAAUGUGUUGUGAUGCUGACUGGCCACAGGAAGAUGCACAAGAAUCAUUUGAAUGGAGGUUACAUUGUACAGGCACAAAGGUUAACCGUACUAGAGGAAAAAUGUUAUGUUAAUUUGGUUUUAAUCUACAGUGAUAUUUGAGUGAAUAAAAAUGUUUUUUUCUAAUGUAAGCUAAUUGAUGGGUUUGUUAGUAUUGUGGUAAAUCCUACCCCCACAUAAGAAGUAACCUUGUACAAUUUUUCUUUUUAAAGAACAAAGGUUCUUAAAACAAAACUUAAUUAUAUUAUCACCCAGUUUUGUUUUUAUUGGGAGGCAACUCAAACUUUUCUUGGGACUUUUUUUUUUUCUAAUAUAGCCCUAGUCAUCAAGUUAAGUAGGGAGCUUAUAUAUUUUUGUGUUGAAUCUAAGAGUUACUAAUAUUGUUUCAUAAUAGUUUUAUCUUGUUUGUUGUGGUGAACCUCCAAACAGUAACAUAUUUGUCCAUAUAUGCCUGUGAUCUCUGUCCAUGGGACCACUUGUUAAAACUGUUCUUGAACUGAACAACUUUGUGUAUUCUGUUUAUUUCAGAAACAUCAAGAGCAGCUAGUUUAUGAGCCUGUGAAGUUUUUCUGAAUGUGGAAUCAUGUUUUGUUUGUUUUUUUUUGCUGAACUUUAGCAUCCUGCACCUAGAUGAAACUGGAAUAUUUAUGAUUUUGUAUACUUGGGUGCCAACUUUUUUAUUUUAAAUGUUUAAAACUCUUGUGUUGAUCAUAUUUAUUUUUGUUUUGAGUACAACAAAAAAUUCAGUUAUUGUAUUUAAAGUAGUUUCUGAUGCAUACAAUAUAUAUAUAUAUAUGUGCAUUACGAGGUGUAUAUUAAGUUACAACUCUCUGUGUCCAGAGUGUACUUAGUCUACACUUCUGCCUUUACUUGUGUCUAAUACAUACAAUCUAUGUGCAUUAUGAGAUGUAUAUUGAGCUGCAACUCCCUGCAUCUGGAGUGUACUAGUCUACACUUCUGCCUUUACAUGUGUCUGAUGCAUAAAAUCUACACGCAUUAUGAGAUGUAUAUCGAGCUGCGUCUGGAGUGUACUAGUCCACAUGUUCUGAUAAACAUCCCAACUAUUAUAAUUGCCUUGUUUAUCAUGUUACUGUAUAAGAUUGUUUUUUAGUAGUGUGGAUUUCUUUUUGUGAAUUAGAAUUUUGUAGAAAAAAGUUUAUUUUUAUUUUUAUAGACUUUCUUUCUCUAUCAUGUAGUGUAGGUAUGUAGAAUUUCUAGUGAACUUGUUAAAAAACCUUACUUAAUGAGUUGUGAUUUGAAACUUGAAGUGUUUUAAUCCAGACAAUCUCAAUAUAUAUAUAAUUUUGUUUUUCUAUUUUAUGCAGAUAUACUUAAAAACACCUCUUUACUGCAACCAUUGAGAGAUAUGUGUAAUUUUGCAAAUUUGAAAAGGGUGACUAAGUAUAAAGUGUAAGCAAAGUUUUUGAAUUAAGUAAAAUUAUAAAAAAUUUGAAUUUGUUUGUGAUGCUUCUUAGCUAGUUAUAUUCUGGACAACCGUAUAGUCACUCUUUUUCUAUUAGCAAUAAUAACUUGAUUUAUUGAGGAAAACUAGUGUUGCUAGCCUUUCUUAAUAGCAUAAUAUUAAAACAUUGAUUGAAUCAGAUCCUUCUAAUUAAUCAGUGAAGAAAUAGUUAUUUGAAAGUAAUUUUGUAAACAGUUUUCUGCUGUAUUUUUGAGAGAUUGUUUUCAGGAUUUUCUAUACUUUUUUAUGAUUGAUUAUUUAAUGUGUAAUAUAUUCUUAGCCUAGUUAGUCAUUUGAACGAUUAACUGAUCUCAUAAAAUAAACUUAAUUAUCCACAUUGUGUGUGUUAGUGAAGUGUAUGUGCUGUAAUUAGUAUUGAAGAAUAUGAUAAAAAAAUUUGUAAUAAUACUUGUUUGAUUCAAAAUGGUAGUAUUAUUAUUAUUAUAUGUUACAGUUUUAAUGAAGUGUUGUUCUGUAAUUUAUUAAAAUUUCAGAUUGUGAGUUUUCCACGUGCAGUAAUUCAAGGUUUUGUUGAGCAUUGGAACAGACAUUCAGUGUGGUGUAUAUGAAAGCAUAGGAAGGGUAAAAAAAAACUGCUCAGUUCCAGCAUUAAAUUAUGUAAACAUAUCUUAAUCUUAAACAGUUGAGUUAUUUAUUACAAAUGUGUUUUUAAAGUUUUUAUUUUGUAAAUUUCCUUGUUAAAAAAGCACUAAGAAUCUAUGGUAACAGAAAAACCUAAGGAGCAAAUUGUAUAUUUUUUUAUUAUUUGUUCAGAGAGCUUUACUUCUAUUUGUAGGAGUUUUAUAUAUUAAAACUAAACAUUGCUUUAUUCCUUUGAAUGAGAAUCAAGCUUUGUAGUAAACCAAUUUAUUUUGUAGAAAUAUUUGAAGAAUUGUUUUAGUAGUUUUGUGUGUUUUGUGAUUUUUAAUUUUUUUUUAAAUUGUAUUAUGUUAAAUUACCCUAUUUUGUAAAGGGAUUUUGGAGUUUAUUGUUUAUUUCACUGGUUAUUGCAUCUCUUUUUUUGUGGGUUCUAUGUAGAACCCCUCCCCAUCUAAGCAUGACAGACCCUCCAAAAAAGCACAGAUAUUAUGUGUUGGAUUAAUAUUAGAAUUUAAAAAGAGUAAAUUUGAAUUUCAUAUAUUGCAUUUUAUUUAAAUUUAUUUGUGCUUUAUAGAUUAAUUUUUAACUCAACUUCUCAAAUUACUUGAAGUGUAUACAGAUGUUUUAUUAUUUUUUAUAAUUGCUUAUUGGAUAAUUGUUAUAACUUUUAUCAUGAUAUCUAAAAACAAAUAUGUGAUGUUUAUGAUAUUGAAUCUUCUGUGAAGUGCUUAUGCCAGAGUAAUUUUGUUACUUGUGUAGACAUCAUGCUUUGAUGAAACAGCCACAACAAAUUGUUUGAUUGUUAAUUUAGUUUUUUAGGAAAGAAAGACUGUUUAUCACAAUAUUUAAUAUCAUUCCAGAUAUGACUGCUCAAUAGGGUGUAAAUUAGGCAAUACCCAACUGAAAAGCUGAAUUAUUUGAAGUAAUAAAUACAUAAAAUAAUUUUUGAUAACUAAAAAAAAAUACAUUCUUUAAAUAGUAGAGCUGUUGUGGCUUUCAGUAUUGUUAAGAAUUGUAGAAGAAAUUGGCUUCCACAUUAAGCGAGCAUGUGUGUAGUUAAAGGUUGCAUUUUCUGUUUCAUACUUCUUCUAAGGUGAGUAAUGAACCAGAAUCAGCCUUUCCUACUUUUUUAUACAUAAAAUACUUGUACUGAGAUAACAUUCCUUUUGAUAAACUAAAUGCCCUUCACUUUUUUUUAAACCAACCCUCACUUUAUAUUCCUUUUUUCUAUAGCUAAAUUGUAAAACAUUUUGACUUUUAUGAUGAUAGAGCAAGUAAGAAAAGUAAACGUGCAGUAUUUUUCUAGAUUUUAAAGUCCAGUUUACCUCUGUAUUUUGUGAUACAUUAUACUAAGUAUCAUUACAGGUUGUUGUACAUCAAACCUGUAAUGUUUUCAUAAUUAAAAAUGUCUAGUGGUUUAAAAAUGCUCUUCCCGUCACUGCCGAUAAAAUGUCGUACACAUUUCUGAAGAACUGUUUGAAACAAAGCAUACUUGGAAUUUGAAAACAUGGCAUAAAACCCACUUCUGUUUUCUGAAAACAUUGCAAACUGGGUUGUAGUCCAAAAUGAAAAUUUGAAGUUGCUUUUACUCAUAAAGUUCCUUUUCAUAUUCGAUGCAGAAUCCAGUAUCAAAUUCAAAAUGUUACUUGACUUUUCUACUCCUCCUGCAAGUUUUAUUUUCCUUAGUGGUUUAAAAAAUUGAUGAUAAUGUGGUGUUAUUGGAGAUUUUUUAUUGUGUUGCUUGACUGUAGUAGCAUUACAUUUAAUAAAGUAUUCUUGUUUUUGUC